This is a messenger RNA of Eucalyptus grandis, 1140 nucleotides long. Its product is annotated as aspartic proteinase CDR1. The coding region runs from base 1 to 1140 and encodes 379 amino acids. The record is from RefSeq and is a predicted model, not a curated record. NCBI's taxonomy places the organism in Eukaryota, Viridiplantae, Streptophyta, Magnoliopsida, Myrtales, Myrtaceae. Gene Ontology annotation, cellular component: extracellular region. The transcript is spliced from 2 exons.
AUGGCCCUUAAGCUCAUCCACCACGAUUCUAUUCAUUCUCCAUAUUACAAUCCCAACGCCACUAUUUCUGAGCUAGCUGAACGUGCUAUUAAUGGUUCGCUCGCCCGCAUCCAAUACAUGAGCAAAAUAAUUUCUCCUCCAAAUGAUGAGGACGCUCGUUCCCGUCUUGUCCCGGCCAUUAAAGCAUACGGGUUCUUCGCCAAUAUAUCCAUCGGUACGCCGCCAGUCCCACAACUCUUGAUGAUCGACACGGCAAGCAACCUCCUUUGGGGCAGCUGUGAUCCUAAGAACGAGUAUUGCAAUUUCAAGAAAUCGUAUCUUGAUGGGACCUCCACAGCCAGUAACCUCGCCUCUGAACAAGCGACCUUUGAGACAUCCGACGAGGGCACGGUAAAGGUACCGAUUGAGGUGCUCGGAUGCAGCCACGUGAGUACACUCCCCGUGGAUGGACAAGAAAGCGGGAUAUUAGGACUAAGCUAUGGUGCUGGUAAUUUGCCAACUCUGGUCAAACAAUUAGGAUCCAAGUUUUCCUAUUGCAUCGGCAACAUAUACGACCCCCAUUAUCAGUACAAUCAACUCAUCUUGGGAGACGGGGCGAUCCUGGAAGGCGAUUCUACGACCCUGCAGACCGAUAAGGGUUUCUACUUUCUGGACCUCGAAGGCAUCAGCGUCGGAGAGAAGAAGCUGCCGAUCGACCCCUCAACAUUCAAAAGAAGGGCUCUCGGCGAGGGAGGAGUGAUUAUAGACUCGGGAGCCACCUUCACGUUCUUGAAGGAAGAGGGGUACGUUCCACUCCGAAACGAGGUCGAGAGUUUGAUGGCCGGAAUUCUGAAUAGGGCGGCGAGUCUUCCGAAGUUCUUGUGCUACACGGGGAGCAUGGAGAGAGACUUGACCGGAUUCCCGGUGGUCACCUUGCUUUUCUCAGGCGGCGCGCAGCUCAGCUUAGACACCAACAGCAUGUUCUUCCAAUUAACGACAAACGUCUUGUGCAUGACCAUCCUUUCGGUAACUCCCGCAAUGAAGGGCGUAUCCACGAUUGGAGUGCUGGCGCAGCAGUCCUAUAAUGUAGGGUACGACAUCAAACAGGGCAAGAUUUUCUUCCAGAGGAUUGAUUGUAGUGUUCUCGAAUCAAUUGUAUGA